Bacidia gigantensis is the source of this 720-nucleotide messenger RNA. RefSeq lists its product as uncharacterized. NCBI's taxonomy places the organism in Eukaryota, Fungi, Ascomycota, Lecanoromycetes, Lecanorales, Ramalinaceae. The coding region runs from base 1 to 720 and encodes 239 amino acids. The transcript has a single exon. The record is from RefSeq and is a predicted model, not a curated record.
AUGUCCAAACCCACUCAAACUCAGCCCACCCAACCCAACCUCUCGCAGCUCAAAAGCCCACCAUGGGAUAUAACCGCCAUCUACACCCUAACCCUCCUUCCCUCUUACACGAACGAGAACGUAAUCCGCAUUCUCGUCGACUACCUCAACAGCAUCCACGCCCUCCCAUCCACGCAAGCCCAGCGCACAGCUCUCGAACGCACCGCGCCAAGAACCCCCUUCGUCUUCCCGCGUCUCAAGCUCGAAGCGAUCUGGGACCUGGAAGACGAGUUGACGGAUAGAAAGCGAAAGGGAGGGGGAGGGGGCGGGGGCGGGGGCGGGGGCGGGCCGAUUCUGGAUAAAAGGCGCUGCACGUGGCUGGAUUUGCUUUAUGAUCGUAAGGGCGUUAUGGUUGCGAAGGUGUUGGGGAGAGUUGAGGGGUUGGUGGAAAGGGAUUUGAGGGAGGGGGUUUUGGGGUAUCAGCCGGCGCUGGGGUUGUGUUUUGAUUUGCUGGGGGUGUGGGAGGGGUUGAGGUUGGUGUAUAAGAGGGAGGAGGAUGUUUUUGUUCUUUCGAAGAAAGAGGGUGGGGAGGUGAGGGAGGAUGUGAAGGUGAUGGAGAGUGUGAAGGCGAAGGAGGGUGUGAAGCCCAAGGAGACUACGAGGCGGAGGUCGGUUUCGAAGGCUUUGGUAAAGGUACUGGGGAAGAGGAAAGAAAGGAGAGAAUUCUUCUGGGCUAAUUGA